AUGGAAUGUAGAACAAUAUUUGAGGAAAGAAAUGAAAACAUUCACAAUGUUGUAUGGCUAUACCAACAUAUGGUCCACAUCGCAACUAUAAAUGAUAAAUAUGAAAUGCUAGUUCCAGACGCUAGUUUUGAUUCCACAAGCAAGUUGAAAAUAUACUUCAGAAAUGAUCCAAGAGAUACCUUCAGGUAUGAGUUGGUAUUCAAUAUUCUCACUAAUAUUUCGGACAUCAAAAAUACCACAUUCUCGAUUUACUACUUUGAUGACAUGGAUGAUAUGAUUCUGCUGUAUAUUAUUUGUAUGCAUUUAAACAGAUAUUACAAUCAAAAUUUGACACUUGAGCAUAUUGGCGAGCACUAUAUUUUGAAGAAUGGACAGGAAAUAGUUCUGCAAUCAUUUUUCUGA
Molecule: messenger RNA, 402 nt
Organism: Vittaforma corneae ATCC 50505
Lineage: Eukaryota; Fungi; Microsporidia; Nosematidae
Exons: 1
Coding region: 1-402 (133 amino acids)
Source: RefSeq, a predicted model, not a curated record